Messenger RNA from Pistacia vera, 2037 nucleotides. RefSeq names its product kinetochore-associated protein KNL-2 homolog. Lineage: Eukaryota; Viridiplantae; Streptophyta; Magnoliopsida; Sapindales; Anacardiaceae. The transcript is spliced from 5 exons. Bases 85 to 1791 code for a protein of 568 amino acids. The record is from RefSeq and is a predicted model, not a curated record.
UGUUCUGAAAAUGUGUCUGGGAGGAUUACUACCAAUGGCUCAAAAGGUCUUUACUCAACCAACCUUACCACUGAGCAUAAUAACAUGGAUAAUGCAAAGAAUUAUACCUCAGAUAACCUUCCACCGUUGGUUUUUUGUUUUGUAAACACUGUUAGUUCACUUGAGUAUGAUUUAGCAGUGCCAGGAGCACCUUCAAGCCAUCAUGUGACAGAAUCUUCUGAGAGGGUGGCGAAUUCAGAAAGCAAUAGGAAAUGUAACAAAGGAACAGUUAGGGAUUCAAGGACUGAAGAGCCGUCACAUUUAGAAUCUAUUACCGUUAUGAAUUAUGCACUGGGAAAAUCUCCAGUACCUAACGAUUCUGACAAUCUUAAUUUGUCCCACUUGGACCCAGCUCUGUCCAGAGGAAAUUCAGGUGUGGAGUGGAUGACGAUCUCUAGUAACCCAAAGACUUCAGAAAUGCAGAAAGAAAGAGAUAAAAAUAAGGAUGGGUUGAAUUAUGGAAAAAAAGAUGGCUUUACAGCUUGCUUGCCCCAAGACACUGAGGCUAUUUUUAGAUGUGCUGGUGAAAAAUCAAGUGGAGUUGAAUGUUUAAAUUUUGCGAGUUCUGGUCUUGAAGCUAUGCAUAAAGACUUUUUGUCUACAUCUCCUAUUGAUGGGCACCCAAAUGUUCCAGAAGUUUUGGGUAAUUAUAUUAAUGAUACCACAAAUUUUCCUGUUGUGCAUUCAGCUAUGAAUGUGAAUAGCACUCCAUUGCGGGUGGAUACAAAUGCUAUAAAAUUAACUCCAAGUAAUUCUGGAGGUGGAAAGGGUAUAAGUAGUUUGAGAAAUCUGAAAAGCAAUCAGAAAGAGCACUCUGGGGUUAAUUGUUCUGAUAAGCAUAAAAGCAAAGAGUUGAUGUCUGAGUACUCUGAACUUUCAGAAGGAGAAAAUUUGAAGAGGUGUUCAUCACAGGGAACCAAUCACUCUGGAAGGAAAACAGAUACACUUGAGGCAAUUCGAAGCCAAUCUUUAAGCAGAAUGAUUAGAAAUUUGCUUGAAAAUUCAAAAGGCAAAGUGAAGGAAAGAAAAACAGUUGUCAAUGGGUUGAAAGCUAGAAGAAAUGAGAUGAAUUCAGUCUCAGUGAUCUCAGACCGGAAGAGCAACACUGUUCAAAAUGAUAUUUCAGAACGCAUGAAUGUAUUCAAUCUGACUGAUGAUGGGCAUGAAGAACCAACUUAUGAUACUUUGGUAAAAGAUAACUCAAAGAAAAGACAAGACCGUAGAAAAAUAUCCCAAACUGGGACACCAAGGAAGAACUUGAAUAACUUCACCCAGCGCCCCAGUGGGCCAGGUGAGGGAAAUUGUCAAAAUGACUUACAAACUGCAGUUGGUGAGAAGGAAAGAAGGGCUAAACAACUUGGCUCAUCUGGGAAGAAAGCCACCCAGCGCCCCAGUGGGUCAGGUGAGGGAAAUUGUCAAAGUGACUUUCAAACUGCAGUUGUUGAGAAAGAAAGAAGUGCUAAACAACUUGGCUCAUUUGGGAAGAAAGCUCAGAGGAAAAUUAAUUUUGAUGCACAUGCAAGUCCUCUUACUCAGGAAAGAAAAGAGAAAAUAUCUAUUAUUUCACCAGAAUCUUUGAGUCUCAAACGAUCCAGAUCAGGAAGACUACUUCUACCUUCCCUACAUUUUUGGCGCAAUCAAGUUGCAGUUUAUGAUGCGGAUCGUAAAAUCACUGGAAUUCAAGAAGCUGUAGAUGAUGUCAAACCAUACAAAGGGAGUAAAUCUGAGCCUCGGGUCAAACGGAGGCAGUGAACAAACGGAGUCUCAAUGGGAGCUUUCACCAGACUUUUAAAACUACAGAAAGCUGAAUAUAGGGCUUACUUUAGAUGGGCAACGACAACAUAAACAAACACCUGCUUUGAUGUAUAGUAUUUUUGAAAUUUGGAUUUUUGUUUGAAGUUGUAAUUAUUAAAGCAGAUUAGGAAAUACAGUUGUUAGUUUAAUCUUUCACCUAGUUUACUAUUAGAGUGUUUUCGGUUUAGAGAAUGUUGUAUUAGU